Molecule: messenger RNA, 564 nt
Organism: Suncus etruscus (white-toothed pygmy shrew)
Lineage: Eukaryota; Metazoa; Chordata; Mammalia; Eulipotyphla; Soricidae
Product: olfactory receptor 7A10-like
Exons: 2
Coding region: 1-564 (187 amino acids)
Biological process (GO): G protein-coupled receptor signaling pathway
Cellular component (GO): membrane
Molecular function (GO): G protein-coupled receptor activity; olfactory receptor activity
Source: RefSeq, a predicted model, not a curated record
AUGUACCUGGUUACUGUGCUUGGAAACCUGCUCAUCAUCCUGGCUGUCAGCUCAGACUCCCGCCUCCACACCCCCAUGUACUUCUUCCUCUCCAACCUGUCCUUUGUGGACAUCUGCUUCACCUCCACCACCAUCCCCAACAUGCUGGUGAACAUCCAGACACACAGCAAAGUCAUCUCCUAUGAGGGUUGCAUCACCCAGAUGUACUUUUUCCUACUGUUUGUUGUGAUGGACAAUUGUCUCCUGGCUGUGAUGGCUUAUGACCGCUUUGUGGCCAUUUGCCACCCCCUGCAUUACACAGUCAUCAUGAACCCCAAAAUCUGUGGACUGUUGGUUCUGAUAUCCUGGUUUACUGUGGUCUGCUUAUUUUAUGGCACAGCCCUAGGAGUGUACAUGAGCUCUGCUGUUACCCAGAACUCACACUCGACUGCAAUAGCCUCGGUGAUGUACACGGUAGUCACCCCCAUGCUGAACCCCUUCAUCUACAGCCUCAGGAACAAAGACAUCAAGAGGGCUCUGAGGAGUCUCAUUGGGAAGAAAGCAACAAUAGGGCAAGAUUCCUAG